Molecule: messenger RNA, 1031 nt
Organism: Drosophila suzukii
Lineage: Eukaryota; Metazoa; Arthropoda; Insecta; Diptera; Drosophilidae
Source: RefSeq, a predicted model, not a curated record
UGUUCAAUAAGUUUGACCCUUCGGAUCAUAUUGUACAAAAUAUUUUCAAGGACCAUGGGAAAAGACUUCUACAAGAUACUGCGGGUCUGUCGUGGAGCCACUCCCUAUGAAAUCUGUAAGGCGUACCGUAAGCUGGCGCAGCGCUACCAUCCGCACAAGAGCAAGCACUCCCAUGCCGCUAGGCGCUUCCAGCAGGUGGCCGAGGCCUUCGAGGUCCUCUCGGACAGGAAGAAGCGCAACCAGUACAACGACCUGGGCGAGAGGGGUCUCCGGCUCGAAGGCGUCUCCGGAUACCAGAUCCACAGUGACCCGCACGCCACCUUCGCUCAGUUCUUCGGCACCAACGACGUUUUUGCCAUUGGAUCAGGAUCAGGGAGUGCCCGUCGCCCAAAGAAUCAGGCGAUAGAACAAGAGCUUCUUGUGUCACUGGAGGAAAUAGCCAAGGGGUGUACUAAGCGCAUUAAGAUCUCGCAACAGAAGAUCUCGGCCAUCGGCCGGGCAGUUCAAUAUGAGAAGGCAUUCAUCGUCGAGAUCCUUCCGGGCUGGAGGGCCGGCACCAGGAUCACCUUUCCCGACCAGGGCGACAAGGUGCUCAACCGUGCACCCGGCGACGUGGUGUUCGUCCUUCGGGAAAAACCACACCAGUACUUCCGCCGAGAGGGAAGGCAUCUACGAUACACUGCCCGUAUCUCGCUGAAGAAUGCGCUGUGCGGUGGCAACGUGGAAAUUCCCUCGCUUCUGGGUAAGCCGGUGCUACUCUGCAUCCAAGAUGAGGUGCUUAAUCCGAACUCCAAGCGGAUCUUUCUGGGCCAGGGACUGCCCUAUCGGAGGGACAGCUCACGCCGCGGCAAACUCAUCGUUGACUUUUCGAUUGAGUUCCCGACAGAAAAAUUGCAGGAUAACGUCCUCGAUUUGAUACCUUCUGACUAACUUCCAAUAGGUCCCAGCCUCAUAUCUUAUGGGGAAUGGACGUCGCUUUCAAGUACUUAGUCUUAAGCUUGUAAUACCAUUGAAUUCCCAAUAAUAAAAUA